AUGAACACUUCCAUAAAAUAUUCCGCCUGUUCCAUUCUCUUCUCUUAUCUGAAGAAAUACUCAAAUUGGUCUUAUCACGUAUUUCUGAAGGUGUGUCACGAAAAAAUCGUUGAUUUAUCAUUUUCGAAAAACUGGCAUGACCUUGACGAUUCUUGGGCCAGUCAAUUCUUGGAAGAGGCAGGAAAUUUAUUGGAAGAAGAGUAUGAAAAGAAGUAUUUGAAAGAAAAGUUGGCUCUCAGAAACAGUGUUGGUAUUUUUUAUCUUGGAUAUUCCAUUCUUGAAAGCUGGCCAAUUUACAACACUACUACUGAGGGGUUAAUCAGGAGAAUUACUGUGUUGACAGACUUGAUAGAUAAAGAACGUUUGCGUUACGUGAAAUAUUUGCAAGCAUUUUGGCUGGGAGUGAUCGAAGAAUGUGUAAAAAAUUCCAAAAAAAGAAAACUGGUUGAAGAUAAACCAUCAAAGAAGAAUCGAAGCGAUAUUAGUUGGGUUCGUGGGGAUGUGCCUGCUACUGAACAUGCCAUUAUGGUAAGAGUUAGAAAAGAUGACACCAUUGGCGAGUUAAAAGAUAUGAUCAAAGAGAAAAUUGAUACUCCUGUCAAAGCAAAAGACAUUAAACUCUGGAAGAUCGAAAUACCAGAUAAUAAUGAUGAUGAAUUAGCAAAUUUCUCUCUUCAAGACCGUGAUAUACUUCCUGCAACCCAGGAAAUUGUUUUGUCCGAGGACCAUACAGAAGAAUGGAAAAAAUGCAAUACGAACUCUCUGAGAAACGGUAUAAACUGUCUUCUCAAUGAUCAUAAUGUCGAUAAAUUGUGUUUAUACAUUGAGCCGAAAUUGAAGGAAUUGAUCAAGAGAGGAAAUCUAUAUGAUGAUAGAGAGUUGGUUACCAAAGUAUUAUUCCAUGCUUUGCUUUUAGACAUUCCAAAUCACUUGGUUGAUACGGAGGUUCCUAUUAAUGUUUACCACAAUAAAGUGAAAAAAAACAACACUCUUUAUGCUGAUUUGCUGAUAGUUGAGGUCAAUAAUGCAAAGAGGAAUCGGUUUAUAUUCGAGUUUAAGAAUAAAAGUGUCAACUUCUUGGAUUUGCAAAUUAAAGGCAAAGAUUCUAACUGGGAAGUAAUGGAACGAAGGGCAAACAAAGUUGAUAAAAUGUCAAGAAGAGAUGUGCUUCAAUUGAAAUGUGGCAAUGCAGAGAAAUUUGAUAAUGGCAAGACUAUAAAGAAAAUCUUUAAUGGUGCACGGGAACAACUCCUGAAGUAUGUUCACAAUUUAAAAGAAGAUGAUCGUCAAAAUCAUCGCGAGUUUAUCACUUCGGCAUUUGUCGUGAUGGCAGUAUUUUCGCAGCAGCACGAAUGUUUGGGAUAUUUCUCGGUUAAUUUUGCCGGUGGCCUUCAUGAGUUUGCUGAUUCUCAAUUUGGUCACAUUUUCGUUAUGGAGAGAAUCUCAAAAUUGCUUGAAACCCAAGCUUUCGAAGAAAAUAGUUUUACAACGGGAUGGUUGGACACGCUAAUAUUUGAUGAAAAUCUAACGGCCGAAAAGUCUUGUUUUGUCACAUUCCAAA
Funneliformis geosporum is the source of this 1561-nucleotide messenger RNA. The record is from the annotation of a GenBank genome assembly. Lineage: Eukaryota; Fungi; Glomeromycota; Glomeromycetes; Glomerales; Glomeraceae.